CUUGUUCAACAGCGACUCUGUUGCGUCUCUGCAGCUGGUGUGUGGAAUGAAAAGGAACGCUAAAAUUUAGAGACAAAUAAUUUUUAGUGACAAGUGUGCCUCAUCAAUUAUUUUUAUAAUCUAAUAUUUACAUUAAUAUUAAUUAUUACUUAUUAAGCUGAUCAUAAAAUAAAAUAUUGCAAAAAAAUAUUAUAAAUGAAAUAACGGAUAAAAGUUGAACUACAUGCAGAAGUCCAUAACCACAUUGGAUUUUUAUUCUUUAUUUUUUGCAAAUUCAUUUUUGAGUUUGCAAAGAUAAUAAUGAAGAAAAGUUUAAAAUAAAUGUCAAAAAUGAAAAUAUCUGUGCCAAAUUGGGAAUGAUAUAUAAAAAAUAUAUUGAAGAGAUAAAUCCUGUCUAUUGAAAAAUCAUCGAAUAGGACGCAAAAAUGGAGUUGAAGUUACCUGAACAAGUGCAUCAUCAAGUUUGCAGACUUUGCGGACAAUUUGAGAGUAUUUACAUCGAUAUUUUUGGAGAAGAAGGCACUAAAAGAUUACUUGGAUUAAAGAUACAUCAUAAAAUCAACAUUUUGAUAGAUGAGACGGAUCCUCUACCCAAGACGAUCUGCGUUCAAUGUCUGGGAAAACUCGAGUUUGUUUGUGACUUCCAAGAGGAGUGUCUUCGAACUCAACGACUGUUGCGUGAUCAAUAUGAUCUACCGCCUUUGCCAGACGUCGAUGAAGAAAAUUCCCGAGAAAUUUUGAAAGAUGAAGAGUCAUCACUACUUGCUCCACCACCUAGUACAUCAACCAAUAACAAUAACACUAGUACUGAUAAGAAUCGUAAUUCAACUGCGGAUAUUGAAAAUGUGGAUCCAUCUCAGGAUGAGAAUAUUAAAGAUAUCAUUGAAAAUCCAGAAAAUACAAAGCCUAAGAGAUCUACAAGAAUUUCUCCACAGAAUCGAGCUAAAAAUAGUGACAAAGAUGUUAUCAAUGAACAUGAAGUUCAAGAAACUCCCAAUAGAAGAUGGUUAAGAAGUCGUAAUACUACUGAAUCGCGUUCGAAAGUUGAAAAAACACCAAAGUCUAAAAAUUCUACUCUUGUUACUAAUAAGAUUACGUCUACGUCUUCACCAAAGGCUAAUGAAGUUUCUAUUGUCACUAGACUCCGUAGUCAAAAUCAAAAUCAGAGUAGGACGGUGGUGAAUUCAGAAGUAGACAAAAAUAGUGACUCUGUGCAGGAUAAAGAUGAAGAAAAGAAACGUAUGAUCCAAAUUCCAACAUCAGCUUUAAAUAAAGUUUUAACUGCAGUAUCAAGUUCACCAGAUGUUGAAGUAUCAGUUAAAGAAUCAAAAAACCGGAAUGGUGAUAUUGAAGAUAUAAGUUUUACUCUAGAAUUGAGAAAGAAACAAGAAUCUGAAUCAGUUGUUACCGUACUGGCUAAAGUAUUUCCUGAUCAAGGCUCGUGUUUAGUUGGGUCGGAGAUUAUUGAUUUGUUAGAAGACGAUAAUAAUUCCGAGCUUAAUAAAUUAAUCACUUCAAUUGCGAAAGGAAAAGGUACAAAAGAUAAAGACAGUGAAGCAAUGAGGACUGUAGAGUUAGAAGAAUUAGAAAAAAAAUUAUCAAGCAUUAGUGACAGUGGAGGCGGAGAUCUCGAUGGAGUGGCUUCAAGAAAUCCUGAAGAACUUUUUAGAAUUGAUGGAGAAGAAAUUCGUGUUGAUGAUAAUGUAGAAUGUGCUACUGUUGGUGGCCAGAGUGGAUAUGCGUGUAAAUUGUGUCGUAAAUUUUAUGAACGACGAGACAAAUGUACUGUUCAUGUUAAAACUCAUCUUGGUAUCAAACAAUAUGCUUGUACACUUUGUAGCGCUAAAUUUGUAUGUAAGUCUGAUGUUAUGAAACAUAUCAGAUGCUCGCAUACUAAUCCAAGGCCAAUGCAGUGUCCAAAGUGUCCAAAAAGAUUUAGAUCCAAAUUUGAUUUAACGGAACACGAUAAUGUUCAUAAAGGAGUAAAACCUUAUCAAUGUUCUGAUUGUGGACAAAGCUAUCACCAUAAAGUCUCAUUGCAGAUGCACGUAAAAUCACAUUUACCACCUCAAAAUCUUGCUUGUGAAUACUGUGGUAAAGUAUUCCCUUUUCGAACACGAUUGCUCAGUCACAUUGGAAGUGUUCAUUUGAAAAAUCGACGAAAUUUUCGUUGUCGUUUUUGCUAUAAUCUUUAUUCAAGUUUAUCUGUAUUAAAUGAACACAUAAAAACAAGACAUGCAACUACAUAUACUUGCGAGAUUUGUUCUAAAACAUUCAAAGUAGCGUCUAAAUACAAAGCUCAUGUUCUUCAACAUUCAAAUCCUAAACCAUUUGUUUGUAAUAUUUGUAAUAAUAGAUAUGCAUCUAAAGCUUUCCUCAAUGAACAUUUGCUUAAACAUGAGGGAUUGAGAAAACAUGUGUGCCAAAAAUGUGGAGCAAGUUUCGCUCAAGCAAGUCAUUUAGCUGCUCAUCGUCAUGUUCAUGGUGAAAAGACUCAUGCGUGUCCGGAGUGUGGGAGAAAAUUUAAUAGACGUGAUAAUAUGAAAGUUCAUAGGAAGAGACACUUUGCUGAAUCGGGGAGAAUUGUAACGACUGACAAAACUCAACCAGGAGCACCUGAUAGCUCCGUUCCGGCAUCUCCAGACACUACAGAUUCGAAUGAAAAAAUUCAAGAAGAUGAUGACUUAUCUCAUAUCAUUUGUAUGCGUUGCUGUGGAACUCUGGAAUUUUUAUGUGAUUUUUAUGAACAAUGUCAUCAUACUCAAGAAGUGUUGAAAGAAAAGAAUGAAGAACUUCAGAAAUCAAGUCCAACUGCAGAUGAAAGUUCAAAUUUUACAGAAGAAAAUCCUAAUAAAGAUGAUGAUUCAAACAAAGAAAAUGUAAUUCCAUCAAAUGAAGCAGUUGAUAAUUCACGAUCAUCUUUAGAUCACUCAGAUCCUUUGAAUAUUUUAACUUCUUCUCCCAAACUUGCUGUCGAUGAGAAUGAUAAUCCAUCAGAGAAUCAGGUUUCAGAAUCAGCACCUCGACGAUCUCAUGAAAAUGUUCUUGUUGAUAUUACGGAUCAACAUCGUGAACGUCAUAAGACCCCAAUAUCCCGAGGACUUUUUUCUACUGCCACUACUUCUACUCCUGCUACUACUAAAGGGUUUAAAAGAACUCGAAAAAGUCCACCUGGAAUGAGAAAAAUUCGAAAAAUUGAGCAAAAAAAACUAACAGACAUUUUCAAAGCACAAAACGUAAAAAAUGAAAAAAACAAUACAAUUGAAGAUAAGAGGGAAAAUGAAGAUAUCGCUAAAAAACUAGAAGUACCUGCUACUACAAAACCUGAAAAAGAAUUAACAGAAUUUUCAUGUAGAGAAGAAACGAAUGAAUUAAUAGAGAGCCAAGAAGGUUUAACUAAAUCUAAUAAAAAUUCAACCCCAUUAACUACUGAAGGAGAUGAAGGUGAAGAAAGCUUCACACUCCAUCUAUCUAUCUCUUCGUUAUCACCUUCAGUUCCUGUACCUUCCAAAGAUGAAGCUCGUAAAAGUGUGGACAAAUCACCGAAUUGUUUAGUUAAAGAUGAACUUAAUAACGAUAAUAAUUCUAAGUCGAAUGCGAAACGUCGUAAGAGUUCGAGUUAUGGAAAAAUAUCAGAUUUGAUAAGUCAAGAACAAAAAGAAGCCAUUGAAAAAUAUUACAUACUGGAUAUGUCAGUGGUUAACGAAGACACUGUUAAGAAGAACUACUAUAUCAACGAAAAGAAACAAAUUAUUUGUAAAGUCUGUAAUGCUACUUAUCCACGAGUAGAUAAGUGUCACGUUCACAUUUGGGGGCAUUUAGAAAUGAAACCUUAUCGCUGUACUGCUUGUGAUUUUGCCACAGUUACAGUGACAAACAUUAGAUGCCAUAUCAGAAAGAGUCAUUUAAAAAUAAAACCUUUUGAAUGUAAUCUCUGUAAUAAACGCUUUGUUACUGCAGUAUUGCUAGAAGAGCAUAUGAAUACUCAUACAGGUGCUAGACCUUACCAAUGCAAAGAUUGUAGUUUUUCUAGUGCUAGCCGACAGGUUUUGACUUACCAUAUUACCACACAUAAAACUGUUAAGGAUAUUACAUGUGAUAUUUGUCAGAAGAAAUUCUAUUCCAAAACACGCAUGCGAUCACACAUGAUAACACAUAACAAAGAUAAAGCUUUGAUGUGUAAAUAUUGUUCACAUCAUUUUACAAGUAGUGAGGCUCUUCAACGACAUUGCGAUAAGAUUCAUUCAAAAGACUAUGUAUGCGAAACUUGUGGAAAACGCACGAAAUCCAGAAAAGCUUUGCACAAUCAUUAUAAUGUUCAUUCCGAAGCUAAGUACAAAUGUCCUAUUUGUCCCAACGUAUAUAAAAGCAGUCAUAUUUUAAAAGAGCAUUUAUUGAAACAUGAAGGUAUUAGGAAGUACAAAUGUGAUGUAUGUAAUAAAGAUUUUGCUCAACAAUCGCAUUUAGCUGCGCAUAAAGCAGUUCACAGUGAAAAAAGAUACUUUUGUCCUGGAUGUCAGCGAGGAUUUAAUCGCCACGAUAACAUGAAAAUGCAUACGAAACGGUGUGAAAGUUUUUUGACUAAUCCAGAAUUGAAAAGUUUGUUAUCUCAACGACGAAAUUCAAAAUCUACGAGUUCUAAUGAAGGUGAUCCUGAGGAUAUUGAUAAUUCUAAUAAUAGUUUUAACAAUAAGUCAAAUAAGACUGAAGAUUUUCAUGACAAAAUCCAAAAAGGUAGCUUCCGAAUUGGUGAAGUUGACAUUGUUCCUAUAUCAAACGUCCAAACACCAGUAAAUAUUUCUACACAUAACAAAGUUACCGUUACUGAAAGUGUUAUUGGACUAGAAUGUUACUAAUUUUUAACAUUUAGAGAUUUUUUAAAAUAUUUUACAUAAAAUAACUCUAGUGUAUUCUUCCGAAAGUGCCCAUAGUUCACCAUAGUAUUUUUUACCAAUGAUUAUUGUAUAAUCGUUCCAAGACUGAUACAUUUUAUACAUU
Molecule: messenger RNA, 4998 nt
Organism: Chelonus insularis
Lineage: Eukaryota; Metazoa; Arthropoda; Insecta; Hymenoptera; Braconidae
Exons: 8
Coding region: 426-4856 (1476 amino acids)
Cellular component (GO): nucleus
Molecular function (GO): zinc ion binding
Source: RefSeq, a predicted model, not a curated record